CCCCCGGCCCAAGUCUUGGAUUAUCUGGUUGACGUCUACCAAACCAAGGUCUACUUUCAGCCGCUUCCAUUAUUAAGUCCUGCCAAUCUGCGUACACGGGUCCCACACUUCCCACGUUACCUCCGAUCGAGCUUUCUGUCAUUAUGCCUCCGCCACUCGGAAAGUUACUUCUAUCGCGAUAGGGAGGCGCAGGCCAUCGACUUCUACACAGCUUCUUCCCAAGAAAGCGUAAUGAGCUUGGCAGCCGAGGGAGUAGCAACGGCCGACGUAAUACAGGCUCUUUGCUUGCUAGCAUUGGGCGACAUAAUGGCAAACAAACAAACCCGGGCUUGGAUGUGUAUCGGAGCUGCUGCGAGACUAGUAUCUCUGCAAAUGCUGAGUAGACAAGGCGCCUCAAAGAUCUCUGAUGAUGAUGAGACCUUCUCUAGAUGUUACUGGAGCGUGUUUACCUUGGAGAAAGCCUUUUCUCCCACCAUUACUGUUCUGGAUCGUCUCGACAACCCACCUCCGCUCCCUCCCAGUCCUCCUCUUCCUGCGCCUGUAUCAGACCCCGAAGAUGAAGGCCACCUUAUUACUUCAGACAACAGCGACCCAGGGAUCGUCGCGCCUAGCAUUCAGAUCAUCUCAAUAUGGGGAGACAUUACAGCAUACCUAGGCGCAAUUCGGCUUGGGAAAACAGAAAUACCAUGGACUUCCAACUCGACCUACUCACAACUUAUGGUGAGGCUCCAAGAAUUCGAACUAGACCUCAGCCCGCCUCACCGGUUCGAAAACAUCCUGGUCAAACGCCGCCCGCCCUCGGAGCUCCUCAACUACCGAGAGUACUGGACGCCGUGGACGAUAAUGCAGCUAUCCUCUCACGCAGCGCUGGCAGUGCUUCACCAUCCCUUCAUUCACCUAGUGGCCCUGCGAGACCGGUCUCGCAAGACACAGCCCAAAAUCUUUCUACAACAGGUUGUAGAUCAGGCGCUGUUUCACACCGGCUGGGUGAUUCGGCUGCUGCAGACGUUUGAAGAGAUGCAUCUUGAAGUCAAUGAUCCUGUCAUGGGUCAUCAGGUUGCAGCGACGGCGAUUAUUCCUUGGCUUUUCCAGUUUGCGCAGGACCAGCACAUUGCCGAGAAGGCUCGCGAAGGUCUUUAUUUAUGUGAAAGGUUCCUUGAGCGCCUCUCUCUUCGCUGGCCUCACAUCCGCUACAAGCUACGAGUCCUCCGUGACCUUCAUUCCGCGGCCGAGAAUGGAAUGGAUAGCUCCAUAGUCACUUUCAACGCCACGAGCUUCUGGAACAUCCUGGACUCACCUCCUUCCGACUGGAACCCUUCCGAGGCAUCAGCAUCACCGAACAAAGAUCCAAAUGCCACUCUUCAGGUUACCACCAAGUUUGUCCAGCCGUGGGUGGAUGAGCACUCGGGGCAGAAGAUGAGCCAGGUCGAUCCGCCAUUCUUCUCGCCAACUGCAGGGAGCGAUACGAUAGGGCAGGUCUCCCUGGAUGACUUCUUUUCGCAGUUUGCGAUUAAUGAGGCGUUGUGGACUCAACCAGGCAUUGGGAACUCGGGCCUUGUAUAG
Fusarium vanettenii 77-13-4 is the source of this 1563-nucleotide messenger RNA. RefSeq lists its product as uncharacterized. Gene Ontology annotation, cellular component: nucleus. The annotation marks the transcript as partial. The record is from RefSeq and is a predicted model, not a curated record. Gene Ontology annotation, molecular function: DNA binding; zinc ion binding. NCBI's taxonomy places the organism in Eukaryota, Fungi, Ascomycota, Sordariomycetes, Hypocreales, Nectriaceae. Gene Ontology annotation, biological process: DNA-templated transcription. The transcript is spliced from 3 exons.